Molecule: messenger RNA, 6891 nt
Organism: Fopius arisanus
Lineage: Eukaryota; Metazoa; Arthropoda; Insecta; Hymenoptera; Braconidae
Gene: dop
Product: microtubule-associated serine/threonine (MAST) protein kinase dop
Exons: 14
Coding region: 564-5528 (1654 amino acids)
Biological process (GO): peptidyl-serine phosphorylation; intracellular signal transduction
Molecular function (GO): protein binding; protein serine/threonine kinase activity; magnesium ion binding
Source: RefSeq, a predicted model, not a curated record
CUGUGGGUCCGUGCAUACUCUCUUUUGAGGCCCAUUCGCUGUUGUCCGUCAUGAGUCAGAAAAAACCCAUGGUCGCAACGGGUUUCGUAAUGAAUUUUCACUCUCGAUAGAAAAAAACCGUAAAAAUAGAGAAAACAUCCGUGGUUCUGUGCUUUUAUCCCGUAAAACUCCCACAAGAAUGGAUGAAAUAUCGACGAAACAAGUUCACCGGUUGUGCAGAAAGCAUCCACCAAAUAAACGAAUACGGAUGUGAUCAUAUUCAAUGAUUGUCGUUAGUCGUGAGCAUUAUUUUUCAUGGUUAUCACUCUUAUAUAUUAUUCGAUACUGUGAAAAUUUUUUGCAUACACCCACAAGUCUUCGGGAGUAAAUACUUUUCUCAUAUACGCUGCACGACAAAUUUCGCAAUUCUUUUUUUGUCACACAGUCAAUGUGGAUUAGUUUUUUUGUGUUUAUUUCAUCGAAUCUGUCCGACGGUGAAUAAACUCCACGACGAUAUUCUUUCCCGAUUGCCCUCAAGGAUUCAAAAGUAUUUCUGUGAUAUCAAGAAGAUAAACGAUUGUACGAUGGAUCUUGGAAGGAAUAGGCCGAGCAGGCCACGUCUUCGUUCACAUGGCAACUCGGCUCGUGUUCUCGUGUUUGAUCAGACUGAAAAUGAGGAUAACAGUGGCAAUACUCAUGAAGAAAAGAAGCAGCAAUUGCCAGGGAGACUCGACAGCAAAGAGGCACCAGUUCGUGCUGGGGGUACCAAUGAGUUAUCAAACUUGGUGAGAAUGAGGAAUUCGAUUGGAAAAUCCGCACCGUCCUUAUCUAUGCAUAUGCGUGAAUUCAAUAUUCCUCGUCGUGCAGCCAAGGCAGCUCAACGCAAAUCGUUCAUCGCCACAACCUCACCCACAUUACCACGAUGUCACUCACCAUUGUCAGCAUUUGUGCCCAUCGUAGGAAGUCCACUCGAGAGCCCAAGGAUGUCUUCAAGUCCUCACUUUGCUUUUGCUCCAAUAAAAAGAAUCGGAGGUGGAGCAUCCGGUACUGCCGAUGGAAGACGUUGGUCGGUAGCAAGUCUUCCUUCGAGUGGAUAUGGCACAACCCCAGGCUCCAGCAAUGUCUCCUCCCAGUGCUCGAGCCAAGAGCGGCUGCAUCAGUUGCCAAACAUUCCGACUAAGGACGAGCUUAGAAUACUCUCCUGUCAUUUUUCUAAACCUGGCACCCCGUGCUCAUCGCAUCCGGGCUUCCCAGGCUCUAGUAUCUCCAGUAUACCUGGCAGUAUAUCAUUUAGUCUUGAGGAAGAAGGUCGGAGGUCACCAUUGCAUCGACCAAGAUCACGGAGUUUAAGUAGUCCAAGUCGUUCUCCAGUUCUCGACAAUGAAAUUGUGAUGAUGAAUACUCUCUACAAAGAACGCUUCCCUAAAGCAACUCAGCAGAUGGAGGAGCGUCUGACAAAUUUCAUAAACGAAAACAAAGAUAUUGAUGAGUACGAGGUUCUCUCCCACCUCGUGGGUGAUUGUUUACCAAUAGUCCGAUUUGUGCAUCAUCAAAUUAUUGAAAUGGCUCGUGAUUGUCUGCAAAAAUCACAAGAAAAAUUGAUAGCAUCGCGGUAUUUCUACGAGAUGACUGAGAGCCUUGAGCAUUUGUUGAUGGAGACGAAGGACAAGUCCCUGGAGGCAGCUACUCAGUUGACGGGUCUAAUAAAAAAAUUGUUACUGAUAAUUUCACGGCCUGCUCGUCUCCUCGAGUGCCUUGAGUUCGAUCCAGAGGAGUUUUACCAUCUCCUGGAGCAGGCAGAGGGCCAGGCGAAAAUCAACAAUGGGUUGAAAGCUGACAUUCCCCAGUACAUCAUUAGUAAACUCUCCCUCAAUCGAGACCCCAUAUCAGACCUCCAAGAAGAUCUGAAUAAACUGGAGGACUCAGCGAGCUCAGCCUCGAAAAACGUGCAGAUGUCCUCGAGUCCUAAUAAGGAAGACGACGGAAAAUGCCAAAAGGUGCCCUGCGAGAGUGAUUACGAAGUGCUUAAGCUCGUCAGUAAUGGGGCCUACGGCGCAGUGUACUUGGUCAAAGAGAAAAGCACUCGUCAGCGUUUUGCCAUGAAGAAAAUCAACAAGAACAAUCUCAUGCUGAGAAAUCAGGUGGAUCAGGUGUUUGCAGAACGUGAUAUCAUGAGUUUCACAGACAAUCCUUUCGUUGUCUCUAUGUACUGCAGCUUCGAGACGAAGAAGCAUCUGUGUCUCGUGAUGGAGUAUGUGGAAGGUGGUGAUUGUGCCAGUCUACUGAAAAACAUUGGCCCCCUUCCUCCGGAUAUGGCGAGGUUCUACUUCGCUGAGACUGUCCUUGCUGUUGAAUACCUCCACAGCUAUGGGAUCGUCCACAGAGAUCUCAAGCCAGACAAUCUCUUGAUCACUGCAUUGGGACACAUCAAACUCACUGACUUCGGUCUCAGCAAAAUGGGUUUAAUGUCCCUGGCUACGAAUUUAUAUGAGGGUUACAUUGAUCGUGACACUCGUCAGUUCUCAGAUAAGCAGGUGUUUGGCACACCUGAGUACAUCGCCCCAGAGGUAAUUCUAAGGCAAGGAUAUGGAAAGCCUGUGGACUGGUGGUCCAUGGGAAUAAUACUUUACGAAUUCCUGAUCGGUUGUGUACCAUUUUUCGGAGACACUCCCGAGGAGUUGUUUGCGCACACUGUUAACGAUGAUAUUGAGUGGCCCGAUGAAGAGGACUGGCCCGUCCAACUCGAGGCAAAGGACAUAAUCACUGCUCUUCUCCAGCAGAGUGCCAGGGAACGACUGGGAACUGGUGGGGCUCACGAAGUCAAAGAGCACCUUUAUUUCUAUGGAGUCAACUGGAAUACUCUUUUGAGGCAGAAGGCUGAAUUUGUUCCUCAGCUGACGCACGACGAGGACACUAGUUAUUUUGACACGAGAAUGGACAGAUAUAAUCAUGAUCUUGGGGAGGACACUGAUGACACUGAUGACUCACCACUGUUUGGAAGUUUCUCGUCUUAUUCACCGCAGUCGAGAAAAAUUUCCCAAACAAGGCCACCUAAUUUGAUGCAGGAUAGUGAGCUAGAUUCCUCGAAAAAGCAAUUAUUCAAGAGUGAUAAUGACAGAAGUGUCUCACAGUUAUCACCAAACUCAUCGAAUUCAUUUUCACCACCUCUCAGGGCUCUUGAGAAAGACGGGCAGGAGAAGAACCGAGCUUUAUUCACAAGCAAAAAUAUAUCGCAUAAUGAUACACUUGAUAAGAGUGGAUCAGAUGUGUCUUCUAAUAGUCCCGGCUCUAUGAUGAGUGGAGAAUCCAAGGGAACUAUCAAAAAUUCUGGGGGCACUGUGGGAGUCAUUGGGAUGAGCACCCCUGAAUCAUCCCAGACGGAAUCCGAUGAUAUUAGUCCGCAGAUACAGAGGAAACGGCAUGUUCAUGCACGUGACAAGCUGCCCAGGUUCAGUAUUUCCAUUGAUGGUGAUCACACAUUGGAUUUGGGAACUGCAAAUAGAGAAAUAUCUGACGAUAAACACAAUUCCAGCACGGAUUCCUAUGAGUCUUUAAAUGCAACACCACUACCACUUUACGUUAAACAGAAGGCUCGUUCAGUCAUAAAAUCAGCAUCGACAAGUGGACUUUCGCUGGUUAUACCAACAAAUGAAUUCUCCUUCGAUCCGUCGAUGUGCCAAUCGAUAGAAUCACCAGGGGGCUCAUCGACCGCCUCUUCAAGGGAUACAUCGCCAUGUCGUGAGUUGAGUCCACUGGUUACGAGCCUAAAGCCACCGACUAUCAUCCGAAGGGGACCCAAUGGCUUCGGUUUCACGGUUCAUACAAUUAGGGUUUAUUAUGGGGACAGUGAUUUUUAUACAAUGCAUCACUUAGUAAUGGCGGUGGAUCAAUCGAGUCCUGCGUUCGAGGCUGGUCUCAGGCCAGGUGAUUUGAUAACUCACAUAAAUGGCGAGCCAGUCCAAGGUCUUUAUCACACCCAGGUACUUCAAUUGAUGCUGAGUGGUGGUGAUCAUGUCACUAUUCGUAGUACACCCCUCGAAAAUACAAGUAUCAAGACUGGUGGUCGUAAGCGAGAGCUUGCACAAAGUAGAAUGGCCAAACGAACAUUGCACAGACAGAGAAAGCAGAAACGGGAUCAUUCAGAUAAGAAGAGAAAAACAUCACUGUUCAGGAGAAUUAGUUCAAAACGGGCGAGUGUAGAAAUGCAGCAACCAUUAAGUAUCAGUUGUCCAUUGUCAGCACCCAUUCUACCCAGCGACAGCAAACCUCCACUUAUGAUGGCAGCAGGAAUUUGUUCUCCGUCCAUGGUAACACCGAGUCGUUCGUUCCAAUCGUUUACUCGGUCAUUACCACCACAACAGGAAUCCUCACCGUAUUAUGCAAGUUGUGUUGCAAAAUCAGUGUGUACUCCGUCCCCACCGACGGCAAACCGUCCUACAGCAGAUUCUUAUCACUCCGCUGGAACCUCCAGCCCGUGUUCAAGUCCAAGCUCAUCGUCCCCUGGUUCAAGUACUUCAGUUGGUAACAUAAGUAAUCUCUCGAAUCAGUCGCACUAUCAGCGGCCAAGUACUCUUCACGGUCUCAAGCACAAAUUGCAUACAACCGCCAAGAACAUACACUCGCCUAAUCGUAGAAAAUCAGUGGGUCAUAUUCCAUUAUCACCGUUGGCGAGAACUCCAAGUCCUUCACCUAUUCCAGCCAGCCCCACUAGGAGUCCAAGUCCUUUGGCUUUUCCCACAGGACAUCAACCGGGCAGCUCUAACACCACGCAGUCAUACAGCCCAGGAGUAUCUUUAUCUACUCCAGCGAGUCAAAAGAAAACGUAUGGUCGUCCAAAAUCCGCCGAACCUGGUUCACCUCUUCUCCGUCGUGCCCUGAGUCCCGAUCGGUUGCAUCCCCGCUCCGCUGAAAAUAAAACUUCGAUUUCACCCCUGGCGAACAGCGUCGUCCGAGUAACACCGCGUGUCACAAUCGCCCAAACAUCUCAUCCUGAGUCAGCCGAGGAUACUCCACCGGAAACAGCAUCCAAAGAUCCUCACGAACCCAAAACAGACGGCAAAAAAACAGCAGAGCAAAAGCCAACCGAAUACUCAAAGCUGUCUCACGGUAUUUCAAUAACUAUUCCAAGUGUGGGCCUCUCCAAUUCUUGUGGCCCCACUCAACUCCCCCGAAUCGCCGAGGAGAAGGACUCCCCUACAGGAGCAAGAGGCGAAGACUGCCCCAAGGAAACCGAUAAAACUCUUUCCUCCCCUCUCGAUAAAUACGAAGAAGCUAAAGACAGAUCUACACCGGAGACCAGUGGCUCCUCAGACUCCACAACAACAGUGAUUCCUGUCUCGAACAAAUCAUCCCUGAAAGUCACAGCUCGUCCAGAACCGGAGGGACAGUCCUCAAAAGUUGACUCAAAAUUGGGUACAAAGGGUAAAAUAAUGGAUCAAAGCCCGGAGACUCGAAAGAUCCUUAAGCGUUACAAAGUCGACAGCCCAGACACUCCAUCAUUCUCCAAAGUUGAGAGAUCUACAUCACUUGAUGAUAAAAAGAAUAAAUAGUGUUUACAGCGUAUCGUCGUUGUCUCGCGCUUCUUCAACGCUCGGAAGAAAAAAUCAUUGCCCUCUGAUACCCCAAGGAAUUAAGUUGAAGCUUCUCCAGCAGCUCAUCUCUUUCUCUAUCGCCCCCCCCCCUUCCUCUCUCCCCCCCCAUCACCAAUGUAUUUAUUUUUUUAGGACAAGCAAUACAGCUCGUCGAUUGAACAGGUUGAAGGAAAUGUAAAUAAUCAUUGACAUGAAUGAAAAUCCCCGAUGAAAUUAAACAGAAACUGCAUUCCAAAAGACCAAUUGGAGUUCACGAGCACAUUGUCUAUUUUCUCUCGAUUUUUUAAAAACUGCAAUCACUGUAUAUACGUUAUAUGAUUACGACUGAAUGAAGCAUCAUCGUUGGCAGUAUUUUUGUCGAUCUCAUUACCUUGUUUUUUUCAACUUCAUUUUUCCAUCGUGUCUUUUCCAUUUAUGUUACUGAUGGUUGGCGAAAUUUUGGAAUUUUUUUUUGGCAGUAUCAUAGAGUUUCCAUGAUCGAGGACAGUUAUUAGCCAAGAAUGCAGUUUUUUAUUGAUACUAGUUGUACAUCUAUUUAUUUGACUCAUGAAUACGGAGAAAAUGAGUUGAUUUGUUAGGCUGCAAUUUUAAUACAGCAUGUGUCUCCCGAUUCUAAUGGAAUUGAAGUCUCUUCCCGACUUUUUUGUUUGUUUUUUUUUUUAAUUAUUAUUAAGGGGGAGAGAGUUUUUGUAAAUUAUUUUGAAGGAAUAAUGAGCUCAUGGUUAGACGUACCAAUGGUCACUGCUUGAUGAUUCGCUUGCAAAUUGACUCAUUAGUGACGACUUGAUGAUUGUUCAUCGCUAUUAGAUGCUAAGAGGAUUACGAUAAAAACGUUCAAUCGGAAAAAAGUUGAAUUUUUUAAUUAAUUGGUCUUAUUGCUCACUGUCGGUGUAAGCUUUCGAUCGAUGGCUUCAGAAUUAAUCGAGUAAUGCACACAUCGAAUAUUUUGUGAAGAGAUGAUUGUCAAACGACUGCUGAUAAUCAUCUUUUAGUGGUUUUAACUUUAGAUGUUGAUGAUUAUGGAAUUAUUUGUAGUGAUACUGCAUAAGUUGGUAUUUUUUUCAUUUCCAACUCGUGAUACUUGAUGUAGAUUGUUUGAGUUUGGGAAUUCCUCGCAGAGUUCAGGUGCGAAUCACAAAUUAUAUUAAUAUGUGAAGAAUAUUUAGCAAGAUAAGCACUAGCGUAAUACGAGUAUUUUUUUUUUUUGAGAAUGACAGAAAAUAAUUCAAGAUUUAUGAAUGUAUUUUCGUAGAUAUUUCCAUUAAUUAUGGAGUUAUCUCAGAAUUUUUGUUGAUAAUUGAAAUCAACAAGAAAAGUGAAA